Messenger RNA from Kazachstania africana CBS 2517, 1152 nucleotides. RefSeq lists its product as uncharacterized. Lineage: Eukaryota; Fungi; Ascomycota; Saccharomycetes; Saccharomycetales; Saccharomycetaceae. Gene Ontology annotation, cellular component: intracellular anatomical structure. Gene Ontology annotation, molecular function: heme binding; nitric oxide dioxygenase [NAD(P)H] activity; FAD binding. The coding region runs from base 1 to 1152 and encodes 383 amino acids. Gene Ontology annotation, biological process: nitric oxide catabolic process; cellular response to nitrosative stress. The transcript has a single exon. The record is from RefSeq and is a predicted model, not a curated record.
AUGGAGGUAAAGCAAAAUUCGCAAGAUCUAAGUUUGAACGCCCCAAAGGAACCACUUAGUGAUGUCACACCAACUAUAAUUACUAGAAGACCUUCAAUAAGUAAUAGCGUGGCGGCGGGUAACAGAAGUGAGAAAUCAACGAGGUCAAAGAGAGCAUCUGUUUUAGAUAGAAGUACAGCAAAGAUAAAUUUUAGAGUGUCCUCAAGAGAAGCACAUAUUAUUAGAGAAUCAUGGGCUAUGAUGCUUAGUGAUGAGUUGACAUCUGAUAUGUAUACUCGAUUCUACCAAAAACUUAACACCAAUCGUCGGUUGGGCAUCAGUUCGAGCCCAUUUUCUAGCGCUAGAUUUUCAGAAAUUCAUAAAACUAACAUUGUGAAUAACUCAAAACAAUUGAACGUAAAAACAACCUUGGCUGCUGGUCCUGCAGAAGAUGUCGAUGUUGAAAAAUCUCUGUUUGCCAUACAGUUCUACGAAAAUUUAAUUCAUAUGGAUUCUACAGUGGAGAAAAUGUUUCCAUCAAUUAGACAUCAAGCGGUAUCUUUCAGCAAAAUUGUCAAUAACGCCGUCAAUAAUAUGGAGAACAUCCAUGCUUUGGAUACUCAAUUGAAGAAUAUCAGUAAAAGACAUGCCAGAAUCCUAUCAAUCGAUAAUCAGAAGUUCGAAGUAAUGGGUUUAGCUCUGUUAAAAACAUUUCAAGAUAGGUUUGGUUCUCUUUUCACUAUUGAACUAGAAGAGUGUUGGUCCAAAUUGUAUUCCUAUUUGGCCAAUUGUUUAUUACUGUACGGUAACGACCCAAUCCUACUGAAGCAAAUCAAUGAGAGCUAUAUGUGUGAAACGAGCUCACUUCAUGAAGGAGAAGUGAAGCCAGCUGAAUCAGUUGACGACGACUUUGACUUUCCAAUCCCAGAAAUUAGUGACGACGAUGAACAGCAAGAAGAAGAAGGCGAAAAAGAAAGAUCCAGUACGGCUAGCAGAAGACCAAAGGGCGCCUUCUUCAGACCACCCACAAAAACUGCUAUUACUGUCCUGGAUGAACCUCUCCCAGAAGACACAUCUAAGCCCACCCGUAUGCCAGUCAAAAAGCUUUACACCAAUGUACCAAGAAGCACGAACAAAGUACCACAGGGGAAAAGAGACUGCAUUGUUAUGUGA